Messenger RNA from Pogona vitticeps (central bearded dragon), 2738 nucleotides. RefSeq names its product three prime repair exonuclease 2. NCBI's taxonomy places the organism in Eukaryota, Metazoa, Chordata, Lepidosauria, Squamata, Agamidae. Gene Ontology annotation, molecular function: nucleic acid binding; 3'-5'-DNA exonuclease activity. The record is from RefSeq and is a predicted model, not a curated record. Gene Ontology annotation, cellular component: cytoplasm. Gene Ontology annotation, biological process: DNA catabolic process.
UCUUAUAUGCGCUGCCGUCAUUGCAAUGAGGGAUGUGUGGAUUCUUCCAGGAUCUCUUUAUUGUAAUACUGUACAAAGUACUGAACGGGCAAUUAAGAUGCAUUAGGUUCAAAAAAACCAAUCCCUCAGUAAACUGAAGUUAUGCAUUUGAGACUCCACAAUUUUGGACUCGCUUUGGGUGCCUGUGUUUCAGAUUUGCCCACUGAUUUCCAAGUGUGUGGCUUAAAUAUCAAAUGCAGUGCCACGUAUGCACCAUACAUUCUGGCUAGGUCUAUCUCUUACAUUAGCUAGUGCCCUGCCUCCAUCAACUUGAAAGAUAUUUUCCGUCCUGUGUCUAAAAGUAUAGACAUUAAAAAUCAACACAGCUGUGGCUGCUUAUACUGAGGCGGUUGGACAGUUGCUUCUACUGUACUGCUUUGUGAAUCAAGACUUAGCUUAAUCUAUACACUGUUUUGUACUGUGUGCGACGGAGAACUCCAUCGUUGUCGUUUUCUGGGCUUUCCUGUGACAUGCCAAAGAGAGCAACACAUUGAAAUAUCGCUCGUAUUCAUUAAGUCUAAAAAAAUUCUACAUAAAAUUCGAGCGUCAACGACGUGUCGGAACCGGCAGGAGCUUCUACUGUUGCCGAUGCCUCUUUCUGAGGCGUCUCCCAGCAUUACUCUAAGGCGCACCGCGCAUUUCCAAGCGAUGACCCGGCCAAAGGGGCGCGAUCCGGCUUUGCCUGGGCGCGGUGGGGCUACGCUUUCGAUUUCCUCCUGGAGAAGCCGGCGUGGCUCGACCCAAUGCCGAACUGCAGAUGCAGAAACAAGAAGCGAGCGAGCUGAACAGCCGGAGGGAGCAGCUGGCUGGGCGGGUGAAAGAAAUGAACACACCCGCACCCACACGGUUGCAGCACUCCGGGUCUAGUGAGGAGGAGGAGAGGAGAGAAGAGCGGGAACCCGAGCCCUCGCUAGAAAGACGCCUGGGAGGAGCGGGAGUCGCUGGGCCCUGGGCCCACAUCUCUGCUCGUGCUUUUUCCCCGCCUGGGGCCACAGAAAGCCUCAACAUGUGUGCUGCUUCUGAGUCUCCCUCCAGACCAAUAGAGACGUUUGUCUUUCUGGACCUAGAGGCAACUGGUUUACCACCCUCGCGACCUAAAAUCACAGAACUGUGUCUCUUUGCUGUGGCUAGACAUGCUUUCGAGAAUCCUCAGUACGACAACCUUGAUUCUAAACGAAUGCCUCUCUUCCCUCGUUUAGUAGAUAAGCUAUGUUUCUGCAUUAAUCCAGGUAAGCCCUUCACCCCAGCAGCAAGUUCCAUUACAGGACUGAGUAAUGAAGAGCUUGCCUGGAACAAAAAGCAAAGCUUUAACAUACAUGUUUUGCACAUGAUUACAGCCUUUUUCAAUCGGCAGUCCCCGCCAAUCUGUUUGGUAGCACACAAUGGCUGUGGUUAUGACUUCCCUUUGCUGAAAGUUGAACUCUCUGCCCUGGGUAUCUCAGGCCUUGAUGACAUCUAUUGUGCGGACACUCUGAAAGCUAUGAAGACUCUGGACUGCAAGAACAACCAACUUCACCAGUUUCUGUACCAAGCUAGCCCAUUGCGCAGCAAGAAAAAAUAUAGCCUUCGUGAUUUAUAUUAUAGGUUCUACAACGUCUAUCCUCUGAACAGUCACAGCGCAGAAGGAGAUGUCAUGACACUCAUAAGUGUCUUUCAGCAAUGUGCCACAGAUCUUAUAUGUUGGAUGGAUUCAAAUGCAAGGCCUUUUAAUACUAUUAGAGCCAUGUAUGAAGAAAACGAGAAGUACACUUCCUUUCCCCAAAUACUUCCCAGUUCCUUACAGAUGCAGCCGCAGCAAAGAGGAGUAACAAUCAGUUCAUUCAAUUCUGGUGAUACUAAACUAGUGGAUAGUAAAUUUAUCCCACUCCACAACAAAAUUACUGACCUUCCUGAUGAAAUUAAGAAUGUGUUGCUUUUGUUUCUUGGGUUAAUAAUAGUUACGUGGAUUGCACUCAAAACUCCUGUGUGAUCUAGGAAGAUACAAUUGCACAGGAAGUUAAAAGCUGCAAAAUCACAUUUUUUUCAGCGUUCAUUCUUAUAUAAUUGACUCACAGUUCUGUUGUAUGUAUGUAUUUGAAUUUAACUCAUGAUUCUGACAGGUUUUUUUUCUUUAACUGGCAUUGUAAAGGUAGUGGCUUUUGCCUAAUUUUUGUUAACUAAUCAAUACAAAUAUCAAAAAGCAGAAUGUAAAAAUAGAAAAAUGAAAAUCUGUAGAAAAUGUAAGGUCUGGAAUAUGCUGGCAUUUGUACGAAGCAGGCAGCACAACACCAGGACUAGUAAAGCAAAGGAUAGGUUAUUACAGUGAACAGGCCAGUAAAAAGUUUAAAAGCACAGGUGCUUAUUGUAAGUCCCCUUAGCUUACCCUUUGACUUCAUAAAGUGAGUUGAAAAAUGUAAGCAGUCAGCUCAAUCUGUAUCAAAAACUAAACAGCAAAUCUGUGAUUUCAAAACUACACCAGCCUCAAAAUGUUUUGCAUCAAGCAGGAAUAGCUUACAAUAUGCUAGACCAGGGAAAAACCCUUUUCUGUACCAACUAGUGUUGAAAAUUACAGUUUAGCUCAGAGGAACCAAGAAAGCCUGGCAGGGAUGGCUGAUGAUGUUGUAGUUCCUGCUAAUCACCAAGUCCCCAGGUUUUGGCUCUUGCAGAGCUGACUCCACUACACCAGUGCAGUUCACCAGGAGAAACAGAAGCAACCACGC